AUGAAAGAUACAUUUCCCAUGAUACCACAUUCCUUUAACACCAACACUAAUACACGAAAAAUUAAAAAAAGAAAACCCAAUGCAUUCAUUCUUUUUCGUAAUGAUUUAAUAAAAAAAUAUAAUAUGAAAAACAUGAAAAUGAAAGACUUGAGCAAAUUGGCUUCCAGUAAAUGGAAGGAAUUAACGGAAAAUGAAAUAAAGGAAUGGGAGAAAAUGUAUCAUUUAAAUAGAGAUCGUAAGGAUCUCAUUCAAAACUCUAAGGAUUGCAUUAUCCAGGUCGUCAAUACUUCUAAUAAUUCGCCUGCAACCAUCAACCUUACGCAAAUUAUUAGUGCUUCUGAGAUUGAUGAUUUUAAUUUUAUCUGUGUUUGCGGAAAUAGUAUUGGUAGCAAUCCAGAAUGUUCGAAUUGUACUAUGAUAUAA
Rhizophagus irregularis DAOM 181602=DAOM 197198 is the source of this 423-nucleotide messenger RNA. RefSeq lists its product as uncharacterized. Lineage: Eukaryota; Fungi; Glomeromycota; Glomeromycetes; Glomerales; Glomeraceae. The record is from RefSeq and is a predicted model, not a curated record.